AAUUAAAUACGCUACUGUCACGUGUGUGAGAAAAAGACUGACCAGCAAUAGAACAUCAAAUCAGUGGAAAUUAGUGAUCCUCUACGAUAGUUUAGAUUAAUUAGCUUGAAUUUGUUUGUUACAUUUGUUAUUGUAUUAGCUUAGGGUCGAAUUGGCACGAAAUUAGAUUAGUUGAGGGGUUUAGUUGCAAUUAUUUAGUUAUUUUCCAAAAUUAUAUUCUAUUCGAAAUUUGCCGCUUAGUUUUUGCACGAAUUGUAUCCGCGCGUAUGUCCUUGCUUCCGCGUUUGUUAGCGAUCGAUCGCAGCCGCUCAUUCUUACCCGGGAUGCUUUAAAUGUGCCUCGUUAUUUCGCUAUCGGGAAUGGAACACAAGCCGGUUUCUUCGCCCACGACGGUCACGAGCGGAGUCAUUGUUCAGAGUUGUGCACAGGUGGUAGAUGAUGGUGGUAGAUUACUGGCAGGGGGUGUUAGCGCUAGCGUAGGUAGUCUUUCCGAUAGCAAUCUUAGCUCGACGACAACAGCACCGUGUACGGCGGCGACGAGCGACAAGCCAAAGAUAACGACAUCGGCGGCUGGUUCCACCACGGCUACACCGGUUAAGGCAUCGUCCGGUGCGUUGACGACGACAUCGGCGGCCACUUCGUGUGUGCCCAGUCCCGUGCUGAGCCCGCCCCGGAAGAUCUGGGGACGCAACAACAACGGUACAAUGGUUGAAACAUCUACCCCGUCCAACGAAGCUGAGCUUCAACUGUACCGCGUGUUGCAGAGAGCGAGUUUGCUGAAUUAUUAUGAUACGUUGCUGGAGAUGGGUGGCGAUGACCUGCAGCAGCUGUGUGAAGCCUGCGAAGAAGAGUUCCUCGAAAUAAUGGCACUGGUUGGAAUGGCAUCUAAGCCGCUUCAUGUGCGACGACUCCAGAAAGCGUUACAGGAAUGGGUCACAAAUCCUUCCGCCUUCCAGAGUCCACUCACAAGCAUGGAGCAACCAUCCAGACUAACCUACAGCCCAGGGCCAGGGUCCAUAGCCCGAAGUGUUAGCAGCUACCCGGCAGCAUCCGGCCCAACCUCCAGCUUCAUUGCAAACCCGUCAUCCAGUACAAACCUGCAGUCGUCUUCCCUGGGGCACCUGGCGACCAGUCUAACGAGCAGUGUCAGUAGCAACGUGGUCAGUCCCAUCGGAUCCACCACUGUGAACCCUCUCCAGCUGUCGCCCAGCCUUACCGAAGAUCAAGUCAUAAAGAUUAUUCAAGCAGCUGAACGGCUCUCCCGGACGAUUCCCCGACAUCUGGAGCCACGGCAGCAAAAUGUCAAGAAACGCACCACCCGCGAUUUGGAACAAGUGAUCGCCAUGAGCGAACACGAUCCUCGUCGGAUGGAAGAGAUCCGGAAGUAUUCCGCUAUCUACGGGCGCUUCGACUGUAAACGAAGGCCUGAAAAGCCGUUGACUUUGCACGAGGUGUGCGUGAACGAAGCCGCCGCCCAGAUAUGCAAAUACGUUCCGGCUCUCCUCACCCGACGAGACGAGCUGUUCCCGCUGGCCCGGCAAGUCGUCAAAGAAUGCGGUUUCGGUCACUCUGCCAGCAUUCGACUCACCGGUUUAUGUCAAACGCAACCCAGUCGGCACGAUGAGUUGGAUGCAGCGCAGCAGAUGAAACGGGCACGACUUUCCAGCGAUACCAGUUCCGAUCUGGGAAAGGAAAACUCCGAUGACAAUAGGGACCUUUCGACGGCGUCGCUGUACCAACACAUGACGGACAAACCUUUCGACCUAACCGAUUCAAGUAAAUUUUCAUUCACUCGAUCCGAAUUUGAUGACACAGAUUCUCGAUUUAGUUUUAGCAAUUCAAGUUCGUCACCAGUUCAAACUGGAAACGGAAUCGACCGGGAUCUGAACGAGCACGAAUUUUCGGACAACCUACGGCACACGGCCCGAUCGCUGAUACCGCACGACGGCUCACUGGGCGUGCAGGUGAUCUCGUCCUCCGGAGGGCACAUCAUUGCAGUGGCCAAUCCGGCACUGGCCCUGAGUCCGGCCCUGAGCGAAGCAAUCACCAUCAAACGGGAGGCAAUGUCACCGGAAUUAUAACAACUGCGUGAUGCCACGGUCAUGCCACGGAUUGCACUGAAGAUCUAUGCGCGAUAGGGUCUCCUACAAUUGAAUUCUGAUUUGGUGAGGGAUUAGGAACUAGUCUAGCAACUUUUUAAAAGUUCUCAAUUAUUCACGUACUAAUGUUUUGGCAAUUUCAUUUAACUUUUCAAAGUUCUCGGCAAUCGUGAUUAAUCACACUAAAAUUCGACAACCUAUAGACUGUUUCUUUUGGUUUUUAUGUAGGAUUUUUAAUUUCAUUUUAGGGCAAAAUUUUCUGUUUAUUUGUUUUUGAAACAAACAAUAUUUGAAAAAAUACAAGACUGUGUUUAUUAAAAGGUAAUGGUUUUAAAUCAAUUUUAUUUCUUUGACUUUAUACAAUAAUUUAAUGUUUCUACUGUAAAUAAAACAUAAAUAAAUACUAGCUUUAUAUGCGCCACUGUGUAUAAUUUGUAGCUGUAAUACAGUUUAGUUAUUCAGGGUUAUUUGCAUAAACAAUCGCGAAAUAAAGAUACUUUUUGAACAACAAA
Molecule: messenger RNA, 2611 nt
Organism: Armigeres subalbatus
Lineage: Eukaryota; Metazoa; Arthropoda; Insecta; Diptera; Culicidae
Gene: nab
Product: NGFI-A-binding protein homolog
Exons: 7
Coding region: 333-2081 (582 amino acids)
Biological process (GO): negative regulation of DNA-templated transcription
Cellular component (GO): nucleus
Molecular function (GO): transcription factor binding; transcription coregulator activity
Source: RefSeq, a predicted model, not a curated record